AUGCCGUCAACCUUGGCCUCCGAUCGCCAGCCAGACGUGGCUCUUGUGUGCGAAGAUGACGCCCCUUACGAGCAAGAUAUUCUGAGGAACCCCGGGAGCAUCAGGCCAUGGCUCUCCUACAUCGAAUAUAAACUGCAGCAUGGAACACUACGCGAGCAAGCCUUUGUCAUGGAGCGGGCGUGCGUUCAGCUGCCGCGGUCAUACAAGCUCUGGAAGAUGUUCAGGGUGAACCACAUUUCCAAGCUUAACCCCGCCAUUUUUGCCACCGAGUAUCAGAAAGUCAACGCCUUGUUCGAGCGUGCCUUGAUCCUUUUGAACAAGAUGCCCCGGAUAUGGGAGAUGUAUCUCAAGUUUCUGAUGCAGCAGCCCCUUGUGACUUUUACUCGGCGCACAUUCGACCGCGCCUUGCGAGCACUCCCAAUUACCCAGCAUAAUAGGAUAUGGGCUCUUUAUAGGCCCUUCGCAAACUCGGCAGAGGGAAUCACGGCUGUGAAGAUCUGGCGGCGGUACAUGCAGGUUCACCCCGAGGAUGCUGAGGAUUUCAUCGAGCUCCUCAUCCAGUGCGGGCUGUACACCGAGGCUGUCAAGAAGUAUAUCGAGAUUCUCAACAAUCCAAAGUUUCAGAGCAAGAAUGCAAAGGGUCAUUACGAGCUCUGGAGCGAGAUGGUCGACUUGCUCGUUGAGCAUGCCGUUGACAUCGAGACGGGCCACGAAACCGGCAUCGACGUGGAGCGCAUCAUCCGGAGUGGGAUCGAGCGGUUUAGCGACCAACGCGGAAAGCUUUGGAGUGGUCUGGCCACAUAUUGGAUUCGCCGGGGAAAUUUCGACCGAGCGCGGGAUGUGUUUGAAGAAGGCAUCACGACGGUCAUGACAGUGCGAGACUUCACAAUGAUUUUUGACGCAUAUGUCGAGUUCGAGGAGUCCGUCAUCGGGACCCUGAUGGAAGCUGCAUCUAGACGUGCUGAGAAGGGCGUUGUGGACGAGUCCGCUGACUUCGACCUUGACAUUCGCAUGAUGCGCUUUGAGCAUCUCAUGGACCGUCGCCCAUUCCUCCUGAACGAUGUCCUCCUGCGGCAAAACCCCAACAAUGUCGCUGAGUGGGAAAAGCGGGUUGCCCUGUGGGGCGAUAACAAGGAAGAGGUGGUGAAAACAUACACCGACGCUAUUGCAGCCAUCAAUCCAAAGAAAGCUGUCGGUGCAUUCCACCUACUCUGGGCCAACUAUGCCAAGUUUUACGAAAAAGCAGGCGACUUGCGUACAGCCCGCAUCAUCAUGGAGAAGGCCGUCAAGGUCCCAUUCAAGUCUGUUAACGAACUCGCCGAUAUGUGGAUUGAAUGGGCUGAGAUGGAAUUGCGGAACAAGAACUUCGAUGAGGCAGUCAGGAUUAUGGCCAAAGCUACACAAGCUCCUAAGAGAUCAACCGUUGAUUACUUUGACGAGUCUCUCUCGCCACAACAGCGAGUCCACAAGAGCUGGAAACUCUGGAGCUUUUAUGUCGAUCUGGUGGAAAGCACGAGCUCACUGGAGGAGACCAGGAAGAUUUAUGAGAGAAUAUUUGAGCUCCGCAUCGCGACCCCUCAGACAGUCGUGAACUACGCCAACCUCCUGGAAGAACAUCACUACUACGAAGAGUCGUUCAAAAUCUACGAACGUGGCCUUGAUCUGUUCAGCUAUCCUGUCGCUUUUGAGCUGUGGAACCUCUACCUUACCAAGGCAGUCGAUCGCAAAAUCAGCAUUGAACGGCUUCGCGACCUUUUCGAACAGGCCAUUACCGACUGCCCACCCAAAUUUGCCAAGGUGCUUUACCUCAUGUACGGCAACCUCGAAGAGGAGCGUGGUUUGGCACGGCACGCUAUGCGCAUCUACGAGCGCGCCACGCGCGCAGUCGCCGACGAAGACCGGGCCGACAUGUUCAACUUUUAUAUUACUAAGUCCGCAUCCAACUUUGGUCUGGCCUCUACGCGGCCAAUUUAUGAACGGGCAAUUGCAACGCUGCCCGAUAAUGAGGCUCGUGACAUGUGCCUGAAGUUUGCUGAUAUGGAGAAGCGUUUGGGCGAGAUUGACCGCGCCCGUGCUAUCUACGGACAUGCAUCACAGUUCUGCGACCCCCGAACCAAUCCUGAAUUCUGGGCUAAAUGGGAGCAAUUUGAAGUCCAGCAUGGCAAUGAAGAUACAUUCAAGGAGAUGCUUCGCGUGAAGCGCAGCGUCCAGGCCAAGUACAAUACGGACGUCAACUUUAUUGCAUCGCAAGCGCUUGCUAGGAGUCAAAUGUUGAAACAACAGCAACAGCAACAACAGCAACAACAACAGCAACAAUUGCAGCAACAGCAGCAAAACGGCAGCUCUGGCGCGGGAGAUCCCGAGGUUGCAGAUGCUAUGGCGCAGCUGGAACGGCAAGCUCGGGCCCCAGCUGGGUUUGUGGCCGCGUCUGAGAAUAUCAAGGGCACCAUUGCGCCGUCAACCCAGUCGGUUGAGGUGUCUAACCCGGACGCCAUCGACCUCGAUGAUAUGGAUGAAUGA
Molecule: messenger RNA, 2520 nt
Organism: Thermochaetoides thermophila DSM 1495
Lineage: Eukaryota; Fungi; Ascomycota; Sordariomycetes; Sordariales; Chaetomiaceae
Product: putative pre-mRNA splicing protein
Exons: 3
Coding region: 1-2520 (839 amino acids)
Biological process (GO): generation of catalytic spliceosome for first transesterification step; mRNA splicing, via spliceosome
Cellular component (GO): U2-type catalytic step 2 spliceosome; Prp19 complex; post-mRNA release spliceosomal complex
Molecular function (GO): protein binding
Source: RefSeq, a predicted model, not a curated record